CAGACAGUGACGUCACCUCACAUCCAGAAGGACAGUUGGGAGCUUCGGGCAGAGAGACAUUGUUGACGUUUUGUUUUGAUCGCUUUUGCCUGGACUUUUGGACAGUACGCUGACAUUAUCCGCUGAUUUCGAAGCCCACCUUUCAGCGCUACCAUCACGCCACAGAGCGGGGAUCCAGCAAAGAUGAAAUGGAUGUUUAAAGAGGACCAUUCCCUCGAGCACCGAUGUGUGGAGUCAGCCAAAAUACGCAACAAAUACCCUGACAGAGUACCGGUGAUAGUGGAGAAGGUUUCUGGCUCUCAGAUAGUGGACAUUGAUAAGAGGAAGUACCUGGUGCCCUCUGACAUCACAGUGGCCCAGUUCAUGUGGAUUAUCAGGAAACGUAUCCAGCUGCCUUCAGAGAAAGCCAUCUUCCUCUUUGUCGACAAAACAGUCCCCCAAUCCAGUCUGACUAUGGGCCAGCUGUACGACAAGGAGAAGGACGAGGACGGCUUUCUGUACGUGGCCUACAGCGGAGAAAACACCUUUGGUUACAAGGCCUUUUAUACAACACGGGGUUAACACUUCACUGAAAACCAGUGUCACACACACACACACACACACACACACACACACACACACACACACACACACACAGUAGGACCCAACAAAUACUGGUGCACAUUGGCCUUUACAUGUGUUACUCAAGUAAUGCAUCUACACACUUUGCGCAGUCAUUUAUGGUCUUUUUGAUACAAAAAAAAUACACAUUCAUGGUGAAAAUUAACUACACCAAAAUACUACAAUAAACAAACUUGUUGGUCUUUUUGUCAUGAUUACUGUUUAAAGGUCAGUUGUGGAGAGAAAUAUCUUUAACACUGCCGUAAGAAUAACAAUUGCCACACAUUACACGCACGUCAGAUAUCAUUAAUUUUCCAGGUAUCGACAUCAGUAUUAGAUUUAAAAAAGAAAUAAAAACUCCUUUAGGCUCUGACACACACACACACACACACACACACGUCCAUCAUCACACAUCAUUUUCUUUCAAUCCAGCUUUGUUGUCACAGAUAUUUGUGUUCGGCUGGAGUGAGAAAGAAACCCAAUAAUCAUGUGACUAGAAUCAUUAACCACAAUAUGGAUGUAUUUGUAUGGCUCAUAAUAUUCUUUAUGUAACUUUAACUCCACAGGUACACUCAGCACUAUGAUAGGCUAUGAGAAUGACUAUAAGCAUUUGAAAGAUGGCAGCUCAUGCUGUUUGCAAUGGUGAAUGAUCCCUGUAAGCUGUUAGGAGGCAGCCAGUGUAAGGUGUGUCCAGCUCUCGGCCUGGGACCAACACCAGUCCCUGGGGUGUUCCUGAGUGCUUCCCUGCCUGGCUAUUAUGUAUUUGCACUUUAUGUUGGCUGAAUAGUCAAGCUGGAUUCCGACUCAUGAUGCCAACAGCAAGUCAUGUAACCUCAGUGAACUGCUAAAGAAAUCCAACACUUUACUUGAAGUUUAUUGUGUCAAACUGUGAUAUACAGUAUGUUUAUGUUGUCAUCACAGAGCAACAAUCUGAAAAUUGCCAUCACUUAGCAGAAAACUCACCCUGUUACUCUUCUUAUAUUAUCAGUCUGUGACGCAGUGAUGAAGUGUUGCACUUAAUCUUCUCUCCCUCAGCCUGAGUCAUCUUCAUCUGCAUCAGUUAGUAGUUUCCUCCACUCCCCAGAAUGCCUUUCAUUGUUUUGGUCUUCUGCUCUGCAAUCCCAGCUGUUAUCAGAAAGGUUCAGAUAAACCCACUGAACACUACCUGCUCAGAGACACAGAGACUAGAGACCACAGUGCGAGUAACUUAUAAGCCAUGUUGUGUUUUGUGUAAAAGGCAUGCCAUAAUGAUCAUGAACUGAGUGGCUAACACGCUACAAGCAUUAACUUACAUGUCCUUUCUCUGGAGUUUGUUUUUAAAGGCAUUCUGGAAAAUGUAAGAAAUCGUUGCAGCAACAGUAUAGGAAGCAGGUCAUAUAAUAACUUUGUAUGUAGCAUUGGAAGAGGAUCUAAACCAGGAUUCUCCCCUUUAAGACUCACUACUCACCAAACUUUUUACUCAGUGCUGUGAAUACAAACAAGGUGGCGACUGCAUUGCCUUUAGCUAUAGUUUCAAACUUGUCCAGCUUGUAGAACUGCUCUAAGAUCAAGUUCAGUUUGUCGUUAUGGACAACUCCUAAUACACUGUGAGCCAUCAGAACGUUACAAACGGGUACAUAUUAAUAGCAUUAUGUCAUGCAUUCAUUUUCCUCAUGUUCCUGGAAUGAGUGUCAUGAGAUUGUUAGUAUUUGAUGCUGUCGAUUAUAUCUUGUUCAAAUUUUAUUGAUUAAAAUACACAAAAGCUUUAAUAGGAAUACAUGUGAAAUUGCUUACAGUGAAACCUGUGUUUAUGAGGACCAUAAACUAAGAAUAUACAGCACUGUUAUUUACUUUAUUACAUCGCUAAUACUUCAAGUAAAGAGUUGCUCAGGUCUUUGGCUGCACAUGGAAAUCGGAACCACUUGGACAUUUUGGCUGCAGUUGUAGUUUUCAGGCUUGUAGACAUGGUAUGUAAAUGUGUAAUAUAUUGAUGGAAUGCUAUGAUAUUCGGUAUUGCUUUCUUUCAUCCGUCUUGUAUGAUUGUUAAAUAUAUCUUAAAGACACACAUUUUAGAUAUUUGAAAAAGGGAAGGUAGCUGGAAGACCUGACCAAUAAAGAUGAAUGUAAAAUGGGUCGUAA
Messenger RNA from Micropterus salmoides (largemouth bass), 2718 nucleotides. It is a transcript of the gene gabarapl2, whose product is annotated as GABA(A) receptor-associated protein like 2. The record is from RefSeq and is a predicted model, not a curated record. Gene Ontology annotation, cellular component: autophagosome; autophagosome membrane; cytosol. NCBI's taxonomy places the organism in Eukaryota, Metazoa, Chordata, Actinopteri, Centrarchiformes, Centrarchidae. The coding region runs from base 184 to 561 and encodes 125 amino acids. Gene Ontology annotation, molecular function: ubiquitin protein ligase binding. Gene Ontology annotation, biological process: autophagy of mitochondrion; macroautophagy; cellular response to nitrogen starvation. The transcript has 4 exons.